UCAGAGGUCGGGGGAAGAUGGCGGAGCGGGUGCUGACUGAGGAGCUGCUUCAGCGACUGGAGAUAGCGGAUGGGGGGAUCGAUAGCGCUGAGUUGGCCCGGGACCUCGGUGUCGACCACCAGCUGGUGGUGGGCGCUGUCAAAAGUCUGCAGACUCUGGACGAUGUGAUUGAGGCUGAGCAAAGAUCCCAUAAGCAUUGGGAGCUGACUGAGGAAGGGAAAGACAUUGUGCAGAAUGGCAGCCAUGAAGCUCGAGUCUUUGAUGCCAUUCCACCUAAUGGAAUUCUUCAGAGUGAACUAAUGAAACUCUCAAGUGGAAAAGUGGGGUUCAGCAAGGCCAUGUCUAGUAAAUGGAUCCGUAUUGACAAGAAAGCAGAAGGUGGACCUCGAAUCUUUAGGGCUAUGGAUCAUAUUGAAGAUUCUGUCAAAGUGAAGCUGCUGCUGGUGCAGGAGGGAAAAGACAGUGUCUUGGAGGAGAAGGAGAAGAAUGAACUCAAAAAGAGGAAGCUGCUCAGCGAGGUGACUGUGAAGACCUAUUGGAUCACUAAAGGAAGUUCAUUCAGCACUAAAGUGGUCAAACAAGACACUGAUCUCACUCCAGAGAUGAUAGCCAAUGGUUCAUGGCAAAGCAAGAAGUUCAAACCAUACAACUUCGAUGCCUUGGGUAUCAUUCCGGAGUGUGGCCACCUGCAUCCCUUGAUGAAAGUCCGAACAGAGUUUCGACAGAUAUUCCUGGAAAUGGGUUUCACAGAGAUGCCGACCAACAAUUUCAUUGAGAGUUCAUUCUGGAAUUUUGACGCGCUUUUCCAACCUCAGCAGCAUCCUGCCCGGGACCAGCAUGACACUUUCUUCCUGUCUGAACCUGCCAUUGCAACGGAGUUUCCAAUAGAUUAUCUUGAAAGGGUGAAGAAGGUCCACUCAGAGGGAGGGUAUGGAUCCCAAGGGUACAGGUAUGAUUGGAAGAUUGAAGAAGCACAGAAGAACCUUCUGCGGACACACACGACAGCAGUCAGUGCACGAAUGCUGUACAAACUUGCACAACAGGAAGCCUUCACACCAGUGAAGUAUUUCUCCAUCGAUCGUGUCUUCCGUAAUGAAACGCUGGAUGCCACUCACUUAGCCGAGUUUCACCAGAUUGAAGGGGUGGUGGCAGAUUAUGAUCUCACCCUGGGUGACCUGAUGGGAGUUCUUCAGCAGUUCUUCACCAAACUAGGUAUAACCAAACUGCGUUAUAAGCCUGCUUUCAACCCUUACACAGAGCCAAGUAUGGAGAUCUUCAGCUAUCAUGAAGGAUUGAAGAAAUGGGUGGAAGUCGGAAAUUCCGGUGUCUUCCGCCCAGAGAUGCUGCAGCCGAUGGGCCUGCCGGAAGGGGUGUGUGUGAUUGCGUGGGGUCUGUCUCUUGAACGACCAACCAUGAUCAAGUAUGGGAUCAACAACAUCCGUGAGCUUGUGGGGCACAAGGUGAACUUGCAGAUGGUGUAUGACAGCCCAGUGUGCCGUCUGGACUCCUAGUACUCACGUAGACGUUUGCAGCCAGACUGUUGCUGAGGUGUGUGUGUGACACUUCAGCCUAAACAAGGUUUCACUUAAUUUAAAUUCAGGGACUGGGGGUAGCGGGGUAUGAAGAAUAAAACAUAUUUUGGCUUUGGAGCUUGGAGGAUACUUAAUUGUCAAUCAAUCAUGUCAAUGUCAUUCUGCAUACAAAACUACAGCUCAUGGACUCUUGUUCCAUUAUUUCAUAUUAAUAUUUAAAAGUAUUCCAGAAAUUUGGCAAGAUUGCACAUCUGUGAAAAUUGUGUUAGGAACAGGAAAGGAAGCUGGAACUUCAGGUUAAUGGGUGCAUGUUACCUUCUUAAUAUUAUAUCUGCAAUCUAAAUUCCACACCCUCUUGUCAAUAAGGAUCAUUGUGCUGAAACUAUCAGUUCCUCCCUGCUUAAUUUACAGUAAAGAAAUCUCAAUAUGAAGUAAUGGGACUUUUGAAGGUGUUGAGCUGGUGGUUUUGUUCACACACACACGUGAUUGUCAUGUGGGAUAUUAUCUUAGUCUCCGAGGAGUCUACUUAUAACACCUAUCUUAUUUCAGAGAAUGAAAUAAAUUGUAAAUAUAAUGCAAUAAACAGAGCAAAACU
This is a messenger RNA of Mobula hypostoma (lesser devil ray), 2127 nucleotides long. It is a transcript of the gene farsa, whose product is annotated as phenylalanyl-tRNA synthetase subunit alpha. Gene Ontology annotation, molecular function: phenylalanine-tRNA ligase activity; ATP binding; tRNA binding. Bases 18 to 1511 code for a protein of 497 amino acids. NCBI's taxonomy places the organism in Eukaryota, Metazoa, Chordata, Chondrichthyes, Myliobatiformes, Myliobatidae. The transcript is spliced from 13 exons. Gene Ontology annotation, biological process: phenylalanyl-tRNA aminoacylation. Gene Ontology annotation, cellular component: cytosol; phenylalanine-tRNA ligase complex; cytoplasm. The record is from RefSeq and is a predicted model, not a curated record.